AUGGCUCAAUCAUCAUUCACUUCGACGGCUGCUCUUUCCGAGCGACGACUCCAAGACCCUUCCAAACCAGCCCCUGAAGCCAAGAAACGGGUCGUCGUCACAGGCGGUUCCGGUAAGCUGGGUCGAUGGAUGAUACGGGAGAUGGUUGAGCACGGAUGGGAGGUCUGGAACUUGGACCUCACGCCACCUGCUCCAACAGAGGUCAAAUUCGCCAAGUGUGUUCAAGUUGAUUUGAAGGAUUACGGACAGGUUAUAGCGGCUCUGUCGGAUUUAGAUUCGGGUUACAAAGGUGUUGACGCUGUCAUUCAUCUCGCUGCCAUACCAUCGCCGUCUCGAGCUCCCAAUCAUGUCAUUUUCCACACCAAUAUCUGUCAGACAUACAAUAUUCUGGAGGCUGCACGAGUGCUGGGCAUUACAAACGUCGCUGUCGCUUCUUCAGAGACCGUAUUCGGUAUUCCUUUCUUCCCUCAUAUUCCUGAAACCUUGCCUAUCCGUGAAGACGCACAACGCCCGGAAUCCAGCUACUCCCUCGCCAAGCUUCUCGGUGAAAAAAUGGGAGAACAGUUCACUCGAUGGAAUCCCGAAGCCAAGAUCAUAAGCAUCAGAUUGAGUAACGUCAUGAGCCCGGAACAAUACAUCACUUUUGAGGAUUGGCAAAAUGACCCAUGGACCAGAGCAUGGAACGGAUUCUGCUAUAUCGAUGCGCGUGAUUGCGCUCAAGCAUUCCGUUUGGCUAUAGAGUCUUCUCUUAAGGGCGCGCAUGUAUUCAACAUCGCAAAUGCCGAUAACGCCUUCCGAGUACCUACCGCCGAGUUGAUGAAGAAAGUUUUCCCCAACACCAAAUGGGAACCCGAGACGGACAAUCCCAGAGAAGGAGGUAUUAGUAUCAAGAAAGCAAGGGAGAUGCUUGGAUAUGACCCCAAGUACGAUUGGCAAUCAGAGUACGAGAAGUUGAAGAAUGCCCAGGCUUAA
Molecule: messenger RNA, 972 nt
Organism: Kwoniella shivajii
Lineage: Eukaryota; Fungi; Basidiomycota; Tremellomycetes; Tremellales; Cryptococcaceae
Exons: 4
Coding region: 1-972 (323 amino acids)
Source: RefSeq, a predicted model, not a curated record